Lottia gigantea (owl limpet) is the source of this 490-nucleotide messenger RNA. RefSeq lists its product as hypothetical. The transcript has 4 exons. Gene Ontology annotation, molecular function: calcium ion binding. The record is from RefSeq and is a predicted model, not a curated record. Lineage: Eukaryota; Metazoa; Mollusca; Gastropoda; Lottiidae. The coding region runs from base 12 to 452 and encodes 146 amino acids.
AGACAGACAGGAUGUUAGCUUUCUGGAUACUGGUAGCUUUAGUGGCAUUUUCAGCCGCACAGACUCCUUCAGGUUCCCGUACAAUAGUGGAAGCCUUAAAAACAUCUUACAACAGAGUAGAUACCAAUGGCGAUGGGAAACUAGUACCAUCUGAAUUUCAAGCUUCUUUGAACGUAGCUGACAAAGAUCAUAAUGGUAAAGUGAUAUUUAGAGAAUACAUUGGGUCAUCUACUACAGCUGAUAGAGAUUUGGCUGAGAAGAUUUUCAACCAUUUUGAUUUUGAUAAUGACGGCCAUCUUGACGAUGAUGAUUUGAAAGUUGCCUUCGCUCAAUUGGACGUUAAUAGAGAUGGUGGGGUAUCUUUGGCUGAAUAUUUAACCGAAGGAACCACUUUGUUAGCGAUAUUAUUGCCAUCAGUUGCUUCUACAGUUGCACCUACAGCUGCCGGAUAAAUUUUAUACCAUACAAUAAUAAUAAAUAUAUAACAUAA